This is a messenger RNA of Galendromus occidentalis (western predatory mite), 786 nucleotides long. RefSeq lists its product as uncharacterized. The transcript is spliced from 4 exons. The record is from RefSeq and is a predicted model, not a curated record. NCBI's taxonomy places the organism in Eukaryota, Metazoa, Arthropoda, Arachnida, Mesostigmata, Phytoseiidae. The coding region runs from base 96 to 695 and encodes 199 amino acids.
AGCGAGUCCACGAGAGUAUUCUCCUGCGAACGCGUGGAGCUUGGAGUGUCCCUAAAAUCGAACAUUUGUAUAGUCAUAUAUUCCAUGCGACGGGUAUGGUUGAGCAGGCCAAGAAGCGACCCGACGAUAUAGAGUUGAGACAGAAGGAUUCCGAUAUGGAAGACGGAUUGGAGGAAGACAUGCAACUCGAGAUCGACCAGCAGCGAAAAACUAGCCGCAAACCUCAACCGCGCAAAAGGAUCCGCACAACAUCGCAGACGAACUCCGUCAUAGAGGCAGAGAGCGAUAGCGCCUCAGUAGAUAGUGUGAAAGCCGAGUGUACAGCAAUUCAACUUAUGGAAAUUGUCGAAGAAGCAUUGAAAGGCGACGUCAAAUCUCUUGAGAGGCUAAUGGACGAAAACCUAUGCUCCGAGUCAACGAUCGAGGAGGUCGUCGAAGCCUUGGAAGGCGACGAGGCUCUCAAACUUUAUAACCUGAUCUUCUACAGUCGGGAUCUACCGAAACACCUCUCGGUCUACGGUCAGACGAGAUGGCUGCGGUACCUUCUUGCGGAAAAGGAGGGAGCGCUUUCGAUGACAACGGAAAACAAAAAGAUUCUCGAGCCUUUGAUCGAUCAUCGGCAAGCCAUCGCUGAUCAGUGUUUGAAGCUCCGCGGGAAGCUUGAUCUCCUCUUGGAAUCGUUCAUGUGCGAAUAACAUUUCUUCUCCCGGGAACUCAUUGCCACGACCCGAGAUGGGCCCUCAUGUACAAUAUGAAAUCGAACUUGCGAUAAAUAGGGGACUUGUU